GAACUGGCAGACUUUUAUGAAAGCAGAAGGAGCAUCUCCCCAUCCCUUAGGGUAAACAGCAGGGUGUCUGGGGUAGACCCUCAAGUUCAGGUUCUGGCCCCAACACUCACCAGCUGGGUGGCCUUGAAUCUCAAGUUGUUCUUCUAGAGAGGGAAUAGUCACUUCUAUUUCCUCAGGGUGCUGGCCGGAUUUGCUGAUGGCCCCAGUAAGAUGCCCAGCACACAGUAGGGGACUCAGUGAGCCGGAAGUCUCUACUGCAGGACCUGGGGCAGGCACUGGCUGGUCAGCCCAGAUGAUGAAGAUGACGUGCACCGAUGUGGCCGCUGCCAGGCGGAGUUCACCGCCUUGGAGGACUUUGUUCAGCACAAGCUCCAGAAGGUCUGCCAGCGGGUGCCCCAGGAGGCCCUGCCUGCCACCACUGCUGCUGCGCUGCUGGGUCAGGAGGUAGCAUCCCCCUACUGCCAUUGCACACGUGCGUGCCCUCCACCCCGCCCCUCGGCGGACAGCAGGAUGAGGAGGUGGAGGUGGAACCAGCAGCAGCAGGCUCAGAGGAGCCCAUCACUGUGGCCCACAUCGUGGUGGAGGCAGCCGCUCUCACGGCAGACAUCAGCCACGCUCCUGACAUUGUCGGUGGUGGACACAUCAAAGAGGUCAUCGUGGCCUCUGAGGCGGAGCCGGGGGACAGCGGGAUGGCAGAGGCCCGGGGCAGCCCCAACCGUCAGGGGCCUGGGCUCUCUGGGGAGGGUGAGCAGGCCCAGGUCAAGCUGCUGGUGAACAAGGACGGCCGCUACGUGUGCUUGCUGUGCCACAAGACCUUCAAGACGGGCAGCAUCCUUAAGGCCCACAUGAUCACCCACAGUAGCCGAAAGGACCACGAGUGCAAACUGUGUGGGGCCUCCUUUCGGACCAAAGGCUCACUCAUCCGGCACCACCGGCGGCACACAGAUGAGCGCCCCUAUAAGUGUGCCAAGUGUGGGAAAAGCUUCCGCGAGUCGGGUGCGCUGACCCGGCACCUCAAGUCUCUCACCCCGUGCACGGAAAAAAUCCGCUUCAGCAUGAGCAAAGAUGUGGUUGUCGGCAAAGAGGACACUCCCACAGGGCCUGGUGCCUCCACCGUGGGGACUGUUACAUCAUCGGCAAUGACAGGCGGGCCCAUGGAAACUUCGCCUGUGAUUCACCUGGUGACAGAUGCCAAGGGCACUGUCAUCCACGAAGUCCACGUCCAGAUGCAAGAGCUUCCCCUGGGCAUGAAAGCCCUCACCCCAGAGCCCCCCGGCCCCGAGGAGCUUCCCUGUUCCAGCGAGGGCAGCCGUGAGAACCUGCUGCACCAGGCCAUGCAGAACUCUGGCAUUGUCCUUGAGCGGGUCCCUGGGGAGGAGGGAGCCCUGGAGCCAGCCCCUCCCACUGUGUCCAGUCCCCAGCCCCUGGGAGAUGGUCCCCCAGAACUGCCGCUGCUGGAGGUGGAACAGGUGGAGACACAGGUGGCCAGUGAGGCCUCAGCUGUGCCCAGGACCCACCCAUGCCCUCAGUGCAGUGAGACCUUCCCAACGGCGGCCACCCUGGAGGCCCACAAAAGAGGCCACGCAGGGCCGAGGCCAUUCACAUGCCCGCAGUGUGGCAAGGCCUUCCCCAAGGCCUACCUGCUCAAGAAGCACCAGGAGGUGCAUGUGCACGAGCGCCGCUUCCGCUGUGGGGACUGCGGGAAGCUCUACAAGACCAUCGCCCAUGUCCGCGGCCACCGGCGUGUCCACUCAGAUGAGAGGCCCUACCCCUGUCCCGAGUGUGGCAAGUGCUACAAGACCAAGAAUGCCCAGCAGGUGCACUUCCGGACACACCUGGAGGAGAAGCCGCACGUGUGCCCGUUCUGCAGCCGAGGCUUCCGGGAGAAGGGCUCGCUGGUGCGGCACGUGCGGCACCACACGGGCGAGAAGCCCUUCAAGUGCUACAAGUGCGGCCGCGGCUUUGCCGAGCAUGGCACGCUCAACCGGCACCUGCGUACCAAAGGGGGCUGCCUGCUGGAGGUGGAGGAGUUGCUGGUGUCCGAGGAGAGCCCCACAGCGGCCGCCGCCGUCCUCGCCGACGACCCUCACACCGUGUUGGUCGAGUUCUCGUCCGUGGUAGCCGACACCCAGGAGUACAUCAUCGAGGCCACUGCGGAUGAUGCAGAGACCAGCGAAGCCACGGAGAUCAUUGAGGGCACCCAGACGGAGGUGGACAGUCACAUCAUGAAGGUAGUGCAGCAGAUCGUGCACCAGGCCAGCGCCGGGCACCAGAUCAUCGUGCAGAAUGUGACCAUGGACCAGGAGGCAGGGCUGGGCACAGAGGCAGCUGCUGCCGACACCAUCACUAUCGCCACCCCCGAGAGCCUGACGGAGCAGGUGGCCAUGACGCUGGCCUCAGCCAUCAGCGAGGGCACUGUGCUCACGGCCCGCUCGGGUACAAAUGGUGCCGAGCAGGCCACCGUGACCAUGGUAUCAUCGGAGGACAUUGAGAUCCUGGAGCAUGCGGGAGAGCUGGUCAUCGCCUCGCCGGAGGGCCAGCUUGAGGUGCAGACGGUCAUCGUCUAACACGGGCGCCUGCACGGUCCCGGGGGGCUGGGCUGGGGCAGGGGGCGAGGACCCCGAGCGCCCUGCCCCUGCCUGCCUGGCCGAGUACAGAGAAGAUGGGCAUAGAACUCAGGUGUUCAGAGGAGAUGCGGAAGUGUAAAUACACAGAGUUUUUGGUUGCUUUACAAUAAAACAUGAAAACCCGCCGCUUGUGAUGUUGCGGCAGUGCCAGCCUCAGGGGCUGGUGCCACUGCCCUGGCAGGUUCCUCUGUGGCAGCCCCUGCCUGCCCAGGGAUCCCAACAGGGCUGGAGGCACCUUGGCAGUGUGUGGGUAUCAUUGGUAUGUGGACAGGCAGCCUCCUGCUGCUGCCUUGCCCAGCUGGAGCUGUGACCCCAGCUUCCUGAGGCCCGUCGAGGUGGGU
This is a messenger RNA of Eubalaena glacialis (North Atlantic right whale), 2968 nucleotides long. It is a transcript of the gene E4F1, whose product is annotated as E4F transcription factor 1. Bases 315 to 2567 code for a protein of 750 amino acids. The transcript has 14 exons. Gene Ontology annotation, biological process: regulation of transcription by RNA polymerase II. Gene Ontology annotation, molecular function: DNA-binding transcription factor activity, RNA polymerase II-specific; RNA polymerase II transcription regulatory region sequence-specific DNA binding. Gene Ontology annotation, cellular component: nucleus. Lineage: Eukaryota; Metazoa; Chordata; Mammalia; Artiodactyla; Balaenidae. The record is from RefSeq and is a predicted model, not a curated record.